AGCUAUUUCCAUAAAUUAUCGGAAAUGAGCCGAACUGGCCCAAAUGCGACUUGAACGCAAGGGCUAUGAGCUGGGUGAUUUUUUUCUAUUUCAGACGAUCCGCAGCCAUCCGGGAGUCAUUCAUUCCCCAAGCCCCCCACCGUCGUCUCAAAAAACUCGCUCCCCGUUGCCUAAACUAGCAAUUCGAAAAAAAGGGUCGAGCUAGCGCUUCCCCCUUUCGGAAGAAGGAAAAUGGCGGAUUCAGAUGGGGGGGAGGAGGAAACAGGCAGCGGCAAGCUGAGAGGGACGCGGAAUCUGGAGGUCGACGGCGGUCUCCGGGAGAUGGCGAAGAAAGCAGCGUGGAGCGUCAGCUCCUGCAAGCCCGGCAACGGCGUCCUCUUCCUCCGCGACGACAACCUCGACACCUACUGGCAAUCGGACGGAGCGCAACCCCACUUGGUUAGCAUCCAGUUCCAGAAGAAGGUUAAGCUGCAAUUGUUGGCUGUCUAUGUGGACUUCAAGCUUGACGAGAGCUAUACUCCGAGCAAGAUUUCAGUUAGAGCCGGAGAUGGCUUCCAUAACCUCAAGGAGAUAAAAACAGUGGAGCUUGUGAAGCCAGUUGGAUGGGUCCAUGUAUCCUUGUCUGGUACUGAUCCCCGUGAGACAUUUAUUCACACUUUCAUGCUCCAAGUUGCUAUUCUGUCCAAUCACCUGAAUGGAAGGGACACCCAUGUGCGCCAGAUCAAAGUCUAUGGUCCUCACCCGAAUCCAGUUCCUCAUCAACCUUUUCAUUUUACUUCACCGGAAUUCAUAACGUACUCAACUAUUAGGUGAAGAGGUAUGUAUACCGCUUAUCUGAAUAAGGUACAAGGUGGAAAUGCGGUCUUAGAAAAAGCUGUUUGUUGUCAGUCAUACAGAAGUAAAUUUUUUGUCCCAGACAGUAUGCGAACCGAUUUUCCUUGUAGCUUCCAAGCUGAUGAUAUGAAUACAUGUAUACAUUUUCAGAAAACUUGAUGAUUAACUGGGUUUUGAUGUAUCAGACAUAAAUUUUGCAGUUAUAAUAGUCUUUUUCUUCCGAACCAAAAUUUCGUUAUUGAUGGCAGAACAUUUUAUCUUUUGCAUACCAUCUAAUUUGUCAUUUAUAUACUAACAUAAAAUCUUGAAAUAUGAUAUUAGCAUAAAAUUAUGAGAGGAUAACUUUUGAUUAACUGUUUGCUGCCUGUUCACGUGGAACCACUUGGUGAAUAUUAGAAUUUUUACUGGACUCAUACAAGGAGAAAGGAAGAAAAGGAGAAAAUUAGUUAAACCAUUUAUUAUCAUUAAAUGGUAAUAAACAAUAUUUUUAUGUACAUCGUGAUCUAUUUAUUAGGCUUUGAUAUUUAGAUGAUUGUUCUUUGUCU
Asparagus officinalis (garden asparagus) is the source of this 1379-nucleotide messenger RNA. RefSeq names its product anaphase-promoting complex subunit 10. Gene Ontology annotation, cellular component: anaphase-promoting complex. The transcript is spliced from 6 exons. Lineage: Eukaryota; Viridiplantae; Streptophyta; Magnoliopsida; Asparagales; Asparagaceae. The coding region runs from base 232 to 813 and encodes 193 amino acids. Gene Ontology annotation, biological process: protein K11-linked ubiquitination; anaphase-promoting complex-dependent catabolic process. The record is from RefSeq and is a predicted model, not a curated record.